CAGUGUUUUCGUUAGCGCCUUCAGGUAUAGGGUGUGGAGCAGGGAGGCGGAAAACACGUAGACAUGGGACAUCUUUCUGUAGAGUAAACGUGGACGGUUUGAACGUGAGGGAUGAAGAUGACAUAAAAAAAAAAAGCAGUCGGAUUAUAGUCAAUAUGGGCGUGUGCUGUCGGAGUCUGAAGGAUGCCAAGGUCCUGAUGAAGAUGGGUUUGGGCCUGGUGCUGGUGGGUCACCUGAACUUCCUGUUGGGGGCGCUGGUGCACGGCACCGUGCUGCGUAACGUCAACGUGAACCUUCAUACCACCACCAUCGAGUACGCCAUCGCCAACGUCAUCGCCCUCGCCGCCGGCCUCGUGGCGGUUAUAGGUGGGAUCUCAGCCAUCACGCUGUCUAAAAACAUGAAGAACCAGCCCUUGAAAUGGUCGUUGCUGGUGGUGAGCCUCGUGACCUGCUUUCUCGGCACAGCCUCCGUCGUCAGUGUCCUGGUCGCCGUGCUUACGGCCAUCAACUUCGACGGCUUGAACCUGCUCAGCCAGUGCAUGCUGAACAGCACCUUCAACACGUACAGCAUAACCAACGAGUGUCCGUUCGACCCCACGCGCGUUUACGGGACGACCCUGACCCUGUGGAUUCUGCUCAUCAUCAUGUCGGUGGUGGAGGUGGUGUUCUCGGCUCGCUGUUUUGCAGCCUGCACCGCCUUCCUGCGUCUCCCGUGCCCCUGGAGGAGGAGACCGAAAAAAUCCAGGGUACGUUUCCGUGCGCCGAAGAACUCCCCUCCGUCGUCACCGGUCCGCUCCCCGGGUGAGGAGUUUCCCGCAGAGCAGCAUGACCUUCUGAGCAUCGCCUCACCCACUGAGGAAAACAGCUGGAUGUGAGCCGAGCUUGAGCCGUGAGCCGCCUCGCCUUCACCUUCCUGUGUACGUACAGUCGGGCACAAAUGUCUUAGUCCAGCACCAGGAACCAAUCAGAAUCCAGAAUUUAACAGCGCUGUGGCGUGGAACUAUGUACAGGAGUGUAAAGGUUACUGUUUGAGAAAAAUAUAUAUGCGGGGGGGAAAAAAAUUAAUUAUUCAAAUGUAUAUGAUACUGAAAUGGAUUUUAAUUUCUUAUGAGAAUUACUCUAACAGCUAAAGAUGGGAAAUGAAGUAAAGUAUGAAAUAUAUCGAGUUCUUGAUGCUGGACUUGGUGCUCCGUUAAUAUUGGCACCCUUGGUAAAUAUGAGCAAAGAAAACUGUGAAAAUUUGUCUUUAUUAUUUAACCUUUUGUUAAAAAAAUUCACAAAAAUACUCUGCUCUCAUGGAUAUCAAACAAUCACAAGUGCAACACAGCUUUAUCCAGGGGGGGAAAAAUCUUUGUUAAAUAUAAGUGUGCAACAAUUAUUGGCACCCUGUUAGUCAGUACUUUGUGCUAGCUCCCUUUUCCAAGAUACCAGCUCUGAGUCUUCUCCUAUAACGCCUGAUGAGGUUGGAGAAUACAUGGCGAGGGAUCUGAGACCGUUCCUCCAUACAGAACCUCUCCAGAUCCUUCACAUUUCCAGGUCCACGCUGGUGGACUCUCCUCUUCAGUUCACCCCACAGGGUGCUCACAUCUGCUCACGUGUACGAUUUUAAAAUGUAAUGUCUAGGAUACGAUAAAUCUAUUAAUACACGUUAUUAAAGAUUUCCUUUCUCCAACAUCAGCCUUUUAUUUCUUUUUAGACUUUUCUAGUCCAAAUUUUCACACGUGCAUUGCUGUCACCCAAAACACACUUGCAUGCUACACAGGUCAAUAUUCUUGCAACCACAGGAAAGACACCAGUGCGUGGUGCGCAAUUAAAUCACUGUUUUUGAUGUUUGGGGAAUAAAAUGACGUAAACGUCUUCUAUAGAGUAAGUGUUUGUGUUUUAUAAAAAUGGAGAAGAUACUUAAAUAGGCCGUAGUGGUAUUUUUUCGGCACUAGGUGUCAGUAGUGGGCAUGUAAAAAAUAUAUAUAUGCGCGUGUGUGUGUGUGUGUGUGUGUAUAUAUAUAUAUAUAUAUAUAUA
This is a messenger RNA of Ictalurus furcatus (blue catfish), 2020 nucleotides long. It is a transcript of the gene tmem54a, whose product is annotated as transmembrane protein 54a. NCBI's taxonomy places the organism in Eukaryota, Metazoa, Chordata, Actinopteri, Siluriformes, Ictaluridae. Bases 156 to 875 code for a protein of 239 amino acids. The record is from RefSeq and is a predicted model, not a curated record. The transcript has 6 exons.